Messenger RNA from Symbiodinium natans, 399 nucleotides. NCBI's taxonomy places the organism in Eukaryota, Dinophyceae, Suessiales, Symbiodiniaceae. The record is from the annotation of a GenBank genome assembly.
AUGAUGUGGCCAGUAGGUGCAUCCGCGGAAAGCAAUGAUGAGCUCAUCGCUUUGCUGAGGCAAGAUCGAGAUCUCCUGGAGCCCCUUCCGAAGAUGCUCAAGGACCAGAAGUGGGACAAUGUCCGUUCCAUCCUCAAGACGCCGCCGGUGGCCUACCUUUGGAACCUUGGGAUGGAGAAGAACACCCUGAAGAAGUUGGGUGACAGCCUGGGCGAGAUUCAAGUCUUGGAGCUCAUGGAUGAGAUUGCUUCGGACCUGCAAACGGCCGACGAGAUCUCAUACUCCAACAACUACGUGUACGGACAGCCGGGAGAGGGCAAGGUCAAGAUUAAGGAGCCGAUUGAGUACAUGAAGAUGGCCAUGUCCAAGCUCGACGAGGUGCUCAAGAUUGUUGGCUGA